Molecule: messenger RNA, 4837 nt
Organism: Morone saxatilis (striped sea-bass)
Lineage: Eukaryota; Metazoa; Chordata; Actinopteri; Moronidae
Gene: ppfibp2b
Product: PPFIA binding protein 2b
Exons: 28
Coding region: 196-3258 (1020 amino acids)
Biological process (GO): neuromuscular junction development
Cellular component (GO): presynaptic active zone
Molecular function (GO): protein binding
Source: RefSeq, a predicted model, not a curated record
GAGGAGGGACAGCGCAACAGUCCGCAGCACCUUGCAUGUGUGAGUGUGUUUCUAUGUGUGUGUGAGGGGGGCAUGUGUGCGCGCUUGUGUGUGUGUGUGUGUGUGUGUUUGUGGGCUCACUCUGUCAGAAUUAAGGAUUAAGUUCGAUAAAGCCUCAGAGGAGUCGCAUUUCAACAUCAGAGCACCUGAGAUCUGAUGCUUCCUGCCAUCACCAUGGAAACGGAGGCCAGUCACAUGCUGGAGGCGGCACUGGAGCAGAUGGAUGACAUCAUCGCAGGUUCCAAAGCAGCAGCGGUUGAGUUUUCGAACAGCAUGUAUGACCUGGGUUCUCCCAUCAGCACUGGUCCACUGCAGGUCGUUCAGUUAGCUGAGGACCUCAAACUCGCCUUGGAGCUCCAGCCCAACCAGGAGGGAAGAGACAGCCUCAGAGCACAAUUACCUACAGAAACAGCACAGGCUCUAAUAGACUGGCUACGGACUGGAACUGUGAACCUGUGUUCUCCAGCCAACAAUGAAACCUACCAAGAACGGCUGCUCCGCCUAGAGGGAGACAAGGAGUCUCUGGUGCUACAGGUGAGCGUUCUGACUGACCAGGUGGAGGCCCAGGGAGAGAAGAUCAGAGACCUAGAAAGUUCUCUGGAGGAACACCGGCAGAAACUGGCCUCCACAGAGGAGAUGCUGCAACAGGAGCUAAUGAGCAGGACCUCUCUGGAGACUCAGAAGCUGGAUCUGAUGGACGAGGUGUCGUACCUCAAACUGAAGCUGGUCAGCAUGGAGGAGACGCAGACCAACACACACCCACAAGAUCCUGCGGACACAGAGCAGAACAAAGCUGAGUGUGUGGUAAAUCUCAUCAGUGAGCUCCAGGAACAGAUGUGCAGGUUUCAGGAGGAGAUCAGCACUCGUAUCCAGGAGAAACGGGCCCUGGAGGAGAGGGAGGCCCAGCAGGGGGAGCCUGAAGGCAGCCAAGCCCAGGGCCACAGCCCUCAGGUCGGGUCAGCUGGCUCAGACCUGAGCCCGUUUGGCUCUGAUCCCCGGAUGCACAAUGGAGGACAGACUGUACACGAUUUGCUACAAGAAGUGAAGCAUCUGAAGAGCAGAGUGGAGGAACUGGAGGGAGAGAAGGGCCAGUAUGAGAGGAAACUGAGAGGCACCAAGGCAGAAAUCUCAGAGCUGCAGCAGCUCCUGGCCUCCAAAGAUGCUGAGAUCGAAUGCCUGCAGACCCAGCUGCUGGCCAGAGGUGGUACUGCCAAUGACAACGCAGAGAGAGACCAGGAAUACCAGAGGUUGAAGGUGGGGAUGGAGUCUUUGUUAGCCUCAAAUGAUGAAAAGGAUCGACGUAUAGAGGAGCUGACCAUUCUGCUUGGCCAGUACAGAAAGAUGAGGGAGGUCAUGGCACUCACACAAGGGAGUAGUGAAGAAGAGCUGAGUGGCAGUUUAAGACUCCGAGCCAUCACACACAAAGCACACUCUGAUAUCCUCAGGUCAGAGAUGUCAUCAAGAGGGUCUUCUCCACUAAUGUUAUCCUCGUCUCCUUACCAGCGAGAACUAGACUUGAGUAUCCAGAACUCUAUGGACACGUCGCUGGUGUCCACUGGGGAUACAAGCCACUUUAAUGGAUCCUGGCACCGGAGCAGGUUGCUGUCUAGCAGCCUUGAAGAGUUGCAAAGUGGAUCCUUACAAAAGGCUGUAGAGAUCCAGCCAGUUGAAACUGAAUCAGACGUAGGGGCAGAGAAUCCCCACCUGGAGCUGAGCAAGUACCAGACUCUGCCGGGGAAACGCAGUAAAAAGAGCGAGCUGAGGACCGAGCUGAACGGCGACAGAGAGGAAGACGGAGAGUAUUUCUCUCCCGUCCACAGCCACGAGCAGGACUACAGCCUCAGGCAUCCAGAGAAGCUAGAGGAGUGUGUUCUAUCAGACCAGUCCCCUCUGUCCUCUGGAGUGGACUCUGGACAGCAGUCCCCUGUCUCACCAGAGAACAGGAAAAGUCAAAGAGGCAUUAAGAAACUCUGGGGGAAGAUUCGUCGUAGCCAGUCAGGUAGUCCUGCCCAGGUUCACGACCCCGAGCUGGGGGAGUUCAAGAGGGGUGGCUUCAGAGCUACAGCUGGACCAAGACUGGCCCGUUCAGGGAACACACGAGACUUGAAGAUGCCUCUUUCUAAGUGGAGCGCAGAGCAGGUGUGUGACUGGCUUGAGGAGAUUGGACUCGGUCAGUACGUCAUCCUCGCUCGCCACUGGGUCACCGGCGGUCAGACUCUACUGUCGGCCACCCCGCAAGACCUAGAGAGGGAGCUGGCGAUGAAGAAUCCGCUCCACAGGAAGAAGCUGCAGUUAGCCAUCAAGACGCUCAGCAGCAAGCAGCCUGAGAAGUCCGCAGAGCUCGAUUACGUCUGGGUCACCCGUUGGCUUGAUGACAUCGGCCUUCCGCAGUACAAAGACCAGUUUAAUGACGGAAGAGUGGAUGGGCAGAUGCUGCAGUACCUCACUGUGAACGACUUGUUAUUCCUUAAAGUGACCAGCCAGCUGCAUCACCUCAGCAUCAAGUGCGCCAUUCAUGUCCUCCAUGUCAACAAGUUCCACCCCAACUGCCUCAAACGCAGGCCAGGCAAUGAGAACCAGUGCACUCCCUCUGAGGUGGUCCAGUGGUCCAACCACAGAGUCAUGGAGUGGCUGAGAUCUGUGGAUCUGGCAGAGUACGCACCAAACCUGAGGGGCAGCGGCGUGCACGGAGGGCUAGUAAUGCUGGAGCCUCGGUUUAACUCGGACACGCUGGCCAUGCUGCUGAACAUCCCUCCUCAGAAAACGCUCCUGAGACGCCACCUAACCACCAACUUCAACAGCCUGGUGGGAGCACAGGCUCAGCAGGAGAAGAGGGAGUACACUGAGGCGGCGGGGUACACCCCACUCAGCAUCACAGCUAAAGUCAAGCCGAAGAAGUUGGGCUUCUCUAACUUGACUCACCUCAGGAGGAGACGGCCGGAUGAAUCCACAGAUUACGUCUGUCCAAUCGAGUCGUCCUCGCCUCAGUCGGGACAGUCUGCAGUGAACGGGGUGCAGGUCCGGCCCUACGCCGGCUUCAGAGGCCUGAGUCCCAUCCUGGACCGAGAGUCGGACCGCUCCAGGGACCAGAUGGCGAUCACAGAGGGUACCAUGUUGCAAAUAGAGGCUCUGUCUGAAAGCAUCAACAACCUCACAUACCUGCUCAGCCGAGACGAGCUACGGAAGGAGAUGAGGCGGUCUCAGACAGCGCUAGUAUGAAGGACAAUGACCAGACGCCGUUGGCUCACUAAUGCUGUCAAUCAACCACAGAGACCUGUAGCAACCAAUCUGGCACCUGUACUGUACCUCAAGCCCCGGCCUAACACUGCAGCGUGGAGCUGUUACAUCUACUUCUACUAGCUGCUGAUACCUCAUGUAACACCCACAGUCACACUGCAGAUACAACGCAGCUACGGACACCAGUGGACACUGUAGAAAACAAUCAAGGGUUGCUUACAAAAAUCUUUUUUUAACUUCUACAAUAAUGAACUGAACUGUUGCUCAUUAGCCAUUUGGGGCAUUUUUUUUCUACUGCUUUACUUGUUUCCCUAUGCAAUGUAUACUCUAAUAAUCAUACUGACCACUGUGUACUGUAUAUACUGUAUAUACUGUGCUGGUAUAUCAAAGGGGCGAACAGGACCACAAUUAGCCAUCCUUUGUUUUAUGGCAAUCAUACCAUAUCCUUACAAUAUCUUAAUAGUAUCCUUUCUUAGAGAGUGGACAAAAAAGAGCCAGAUUCAAAACUGAUACGCACACAUAGACACUGACAACUGUCUAGUCAACAUUAUCGUUUUGAAGUUAAGAGACAUUAGCAGCAUGAUAUGUUGAAACAAACUGGAUAUUUUGUUAGAACUGAUCUUCACAGUGUGUGAAAGCACUGGGUGGGACAAAAACUUACCUAACCCAUGUUACUUAGUUGAAAUAACUCAUAUAAAAGAUUCAGUGGAAAUUGAAAAGCAGUAAAUUGAGAUACAGUAGCCAUGGAGAAAAGGUUUGUCUAUGAGAGUCCAUUAAAGCAUCUUAAAAUGGUAUAUGAGAUGGGACAGAAUUGGUCUGGAGUAAUGACACUGGUGGUGGUGAAAUGACCGCAGGGGUGUGAUGAGAGUUCAUCAGGUGUCCAGGGACAGUCUACAGAUCAUUUUGAAAGACAUAAUCAGUGAUACUGUAGCUAAAACAUUGCAGCCAAGAAGUAACCGUUGCAUAAUGUGAGAAAAAAGUUAGUCAGGUAUGGUAAUGUAUGAAAUGUGUGAACGAAAAGAGCUUUAGCAACAUGAGAAAGUGGAAAUCUAUUAACUUCCAUUAGAGGCCAACCAAUACAUCAGUAUGGCCGCUAUUAUCUGCCAAUAUUAGCUUAUCACGGAUAUAUCUUACUGGCGUACAGGUCAGUCGACAAGUAAAUGGCUGCAUUCACAUAGAAUUUUUAUCUAAUACACUUUAAAAUUUGCUUCCUGUUCCACACUCACUGAUGGCAAGCUGCUCACCCAAUCAUCAGCACAAUUUGGGCUUCACUGUGUAGCCCAAGGACAAUUCAAAGCAUACACAGAAGGAGCUGGGGAACAAGCGGCUCAACUCUGUGAUCAGUGGACGACCGGCUCUGCCUCCUGAGCCACAGUCGCCCCUCAUAGAAAGCAAGCACAUUCCAGAAUUGCCAGAUAUAUUUGAGCUCAUUUAGAAACAGAGUCACCAUUACAUAGCUUGUCCUCCAAAGAGCGCUGACAAGUUUGCUUUAAAAUGUGAAAAGUCCUGCUUUGUGCAUACUUUGGUUACAAUUCUAAAUAAAUAAACUUGAACUAAUCUA